This is a messenger RNA of Drosophila rhopaloa, 2092 nucleotides long. RefSeq lists its product as uncharacterized. NCBI's taxonomy places the organism in Eukaryota, Metazoa, Arthropoda, Insecta, Diptera, Drosophilidae. The coding region runs from base 870 to 1904 and encodes 344 amino acids. The transcript has a single exon. The record is from RefSeq and is a predicted model, not a curated record.
CCUGUUUUUUGUCAUUCGCUUAGCACAGCAAAUUAGCAUUCAGCUAACAUGUGUUAGGCUGUCAGUCUGGAAAAGCCCAGCACCCCGCACUCCCCCCAUUUCCCCCAUUUCCCAGUUAAGUGUGUCACAUUAAAUGAUACGCAACGCUUGACACCAAAAUGAGCGAAAGAAGUAAACUAAAACCGAAAGCCAAGGAAAUGGAGGAAAAUAGGGAAAAGGGCACAUGAGUAGAUGACGCUAGUCCGUACUUUAUUAAUGAGUUGCUGGGGUAAAAAUCAAUAGGGCAAAAUUUAAAUUGGGCAAACUGUUUUACAAAAGAAAACUUAAGGAGAUUGUGAAUUUAAUAUAUUAAUACAAUAUGUAAGAUAAAUACACAUUUGACUCUAAAUGUUACGUUCUUUUUGCAAUGCCAAUGUGCAUAUGCAAAUCAAGGGCCAAAAACGGAAGUUGAUUUCAAGUUUUUUUUUAGCCCGAGGGAAAGAAAAAAGAAAAGCGAAGGGAAAUGAAAGGAAAGGAAGGGGGAAAAGCAAAUAUAAGUUGACUCAAGACAAACAAACAAGCUGAGGGCAAGUCAAGAGGUGACAGGAAACAGGAGGCGGAACGUGCUCAAGUUCGGUAGACACAGAGACGAGGUGGACAAGUAGGCCCGACUCCACAGAUUGUGACACUACGAAAUCCGUUUCCCAGUCCCCAUUCCGAGUCAACCCUUCAAGCCGAGACAUUCGAUUUCGAAAUAUUCUGUGAAAGCCGUACAAGCCGGAUAAAAAACCCCUCCCGAAAUCACGCCAAAAUUCCCAGUUAAAACUGCGUGCAACGCAUCGAAGCGGAGAUUGCAAUUUAUUUAACUAAAACACUAGACAUACGAAAUUAUGAUGAAGUCCAAGCAGCGAUCGUCAACGAAAGGUGGCAAAACGCUGAAGUCUGUGCCGCUGGCCAAAGCAAAAGAUCCCAUCAUUUCCAGCAAGGUCAAGAAGAUACCAAAGAUACAGCAGAGAACCCUGAAGAUACAGCAGAAAACCUUGAAGAUACAGCCGAAAACCUUAAAGAUGCAGCAGAAAUCGUCGAAGCAGCAAACUUUGAAGAAGAUGCACCAGAAAUCCCUGAAGAAUCCUCUGAAGAAACCCAUGCGUCGUUCUCCACUGAUGCGUGCCGUCUUGCAACCCACGAUAAUGGGUGCGCAAAAGAAGAAGCCGCCGGCCAAGACGCAGGUGACCUUCAAGAAGUCCCAACGCCCACCGCAGGAUGCCCUGCAAUCCCUGGGCAUGUCCCGCAGGACCAAGCUGAUAGACGCCAGUCUGCAGAAGAAGGCCGGCACUCCGGUACUCUUUCUGGUCAAGGAAUCGAAGGCGCAGAAGAGCGCCAAGAAGAAGGCUUCAACUGGCGGCGGAAAGCAACCUGUGCUCCGCAUGGAUUCCCGCUGGAUGACCAGGAUCGAGUCCAGGGCCUCCGAGGGUGUGGACUUUUUCCACAACCUUGGCAUGCGGAUGCACCAGGCGAAGCCGAAGGAUCAACAAAUGCGACUACGUGGUGGUGCAGGAUUCGAGGGAAGAUUGGGAGGAGCAGGUGGAGGAGCAGGAGGAGCUGGAGGAGCAGGAGGAGCAGGAGGAGGAUCAGGAGGAGGUGGAGCAGCAGGAGGAUCUGGAGCAGUAGGAGCAGUAGCAGGCGCAGCCAGAAGACCAUAUAGAUCGGCUGGCGCUGCUCUGCCACCAGGAUCAGUGCAUCAGAGAACCAAUCCCGGCCUGUCGGCCAUCGUCGGUGGCUCCUCCGUGGGCCUGUCCGCCAAGGAUGUGGUGGUGCCGCUGACCAAUCGACUGCCCAUCAUCGACUUCAUCUCCACCAACGAGUUCCACAACAUGUAUGCGACUGCGAACCGGAAGCCCCAGACCCGGAGUUUUGUCCAUUGAUUUGGCGAUCGACGAGUGGCGAUUAUUUAGUGAAUAGUGACAAAAGGAUAUGAUUACUUGGCGAAUGGGAUUCGCGGCUCUACUUAUAUACAUGUUAUAUUUUCAAGUAUAAAUUAUCUGUGAAUUAGAAGGAUUUAUAUUUAUUGUCGUUAUUAUGAAAUAAAAAAGGAAAAAGGCUUUAAAGUAUA